Blastomyces dermatitidis ER-3 is the source of this 288-nucleotide messenger RNA. RefSeq lists its product as uncharacterized. The coding region runs from base 1 to 288 and encodes 95 amino acids. Lineage: Eukaryota; Fungi; Ascomycota; Eurotiomycetes; Onygenales; Ajellomycetaceae. The transcript has a single exon. The record is from RefSeq and is a predicted model, not a curated record.
AUGAAUCAGAAGGUGGCUCUCAGAGUGUUUGAGCUGAAUAAAAUCAUUGCAGAAGAACAGUCUGAUGAGUUCAAUGAAUAUGAAGACCUGAUUGAAGGUAUCAGUGAGAUGUCAGACAAUGCGGGGGGCUCAAGUGACUGGAAUGACAAUAGCUCAGUGAGUGAGAAGACUUGUAUGAGGCUUGAAAUUGCGAGACUUCAGCAUGAGGUUGAGUGUAUGAAGACCAGUAGGGGUGAGACUCUUGCAAGUGAUGAGAUGAGAGCGGAUCUGACAGAAUAUCUUCAAUGA